Molecule: messenger RNA, 756 nt
Organism: Penicillium waksmanii
Lineage: Eukaryota; Fungi; Ascomycota; Eurotiomycetes; Eurotiales; Aspergillaceae
Product: N-terminal protein methyltransferase
Exons: 1
Coding region: 1-756 (251 amino acids)
Biological process (GO): N-terminal protein amino acid methylation
Cellular component (GO): cytoplasm
Molecular function (GO): N-terminal protein N-methyltransferase activity
Source: RefSeq, a predicted model, not a curated record
AUGUCACCAAAUUCAGGCAAUCCAUGCCAAGCACCCGGGGCAGAAUCAGUCCCCGCCGACUCCAAAAUCAACCAUGAAGCCUCCAUCAACUACUGGAGCAGCUUACCAAGUACGAACAGUAACAUGCUAGGCAUGCUCGGUACAUAUCCGUGGUAUACACGAAUUGAACUCCAAGGAUCAAAAGCCUUCCUCACAAAAGUCCGGCGGUUAAUACCUGGUCUGCCCACGAGCGGUAAAUUCGCACUUGGGGCAGAUUGUGGUGCGGGAGUGGGGCGCGUUACGGAGGGCUUUUUAUCCCAUGUCUGUGAGGUUGUCGAUGCGGUAGAACCAGUCAAGAAAUUCACGGAUGUUUUGGCAAACAGUCAGCUCAAGACGGAUGGUGUUGUUGGAGAUAUAUACACCGUUGGUUUGGAGAAUUGGUAUCCGGAAGUUGAAGGAAAGAAAUACGACCUCAUCUGGACCCAGUGGUGUGUGGGUCAUUUGACGGAUGUGCAAUUGAUUGAUUAUAUCGUGCGAUGCCGGAGUUCGCUUGCUGAGAGUGGAUUGGUGGUUUUGAAGGAGAAUUUGUCUACGGAUCCUCAGGGGCUGGAUAUGUUUGAUGAGGAGGAUAGUAGUGUCACGCGUACCGACAAAAAGUUCAAGCAGAUAUUUGAGGCGGCGGGAAUGGAUGUCAUCAAGUCGGAGAUUCAGACGGGUUUUCCGAAGCAGUUUAAAUUGCUUCCGGUUAAAUCUUAUGCGCUGCGACCAAAGUCUUGA